AUGGCCUUCCUCUCCUGGCACAUGGCAGAUGCUCUUCAGUUUAUGAAUGUUCACCCAUUCAUCCAUGACCUUCACCCUAUUCUGCCAAGUGAGCUGGGUGGCAUCAAUGACAUUGCUGGCUUGGGAAAUGGAGUGCUCCCAAACGUGUCAGAAGAAAAGGUGUGGCCUACCAGAGCCUGGAACAUGAAGGACUUUGAAAAUCUAGGCUGGCAGGUUGACUGGCUGGCCAGCAAAAUCCGAGGAUUUUCAAUAUCGGUGGAAGUGGAAAGUCUGAAGCAGAAGCUCCAGGAGAGAGAUCAGUUGCUCAUCAGUGCCUCCAAAGCAGUGGAGAGCCUCGCCGAAGGGGGAGGUUCUGAAGUCCAGCGCGUGAAAGAAGAUGCCAGGAGGAAGGUGCAGCAGGUGGAAGACCUCCUGAUGGAAAGGAUACAUCUUCUAGAAGAAGUAAGUCUGGAGUUGCCGAGGGGCCUCUACUUACAGGAUGUGAAAGCCGCCCAAGCAGAACUGGAGAAGGCCUUUGCAGAGACGGAAACAGAGAAGGCGUUUCGCCUCAGCUUGGAAAGCAAGCUCUCUACCAUGAAGAAGAUGCAGGAGCGGGACCUGGAGUUGACUCUGGCUCUGGAAGACAAGGACAGACUGAUUGAGGAGUUGAAGUUGUCUUUGAAGAGUAAAGAAGCUUUAAUUCAGUGCCUUCAAGAGGAGAAAUCUCAGAUGGCGUCUCCUGACGAGAAUGUGUCAUCUGGAGAACUCCGAGGACUUUCUGCCACUCUGAGGGAAGCAAAGGAGAGAGACGCUGAGGCUGCACAGAGGGCAUGGCAGAUGGAGAGAAAUCACUGGGAAGAGAAGAUCCAGAGGUAUGUCCAUAUGAGUGUAGUGCCCGUGGAAGCCAGAAGACUUUGAAUCCUGUCCCAGUUA
This is a messenger RNA of Myodes glareolus (Bank vole), 912 nucleotides long. Lineage: Eukaryota; Metazoa; Chordata; Mammalia; Rodentia; Cricetidae. The record is from RefSeq and is a predicted model, not a curated record.